GAUCCACCAGUGGACCGUUUCAAGUUCCCCCCGGCUGAAACCCUGCCUGAUUUGUGGGCAAUGUUGGGGAUGUAGAAAAAAAAGAAACCGGAGCAAAGGGAGAGAAAGAGAGAGAGCAAGCGAGCGAGAGGGGGAGAGAGAGAGAGAGAGCGAGAGACAACACUAACUGGGUAGCUAUGGAGAUAGUAGGUUUUUGUGGUCGCUUUCUUUGACAGGUGUCGAGUGGGAUAAUAUAAAGUAUCAGAACAGACUCCAACAUGUACGCCAAGGGGAAAGGAGCUGUGGUUCCCUCCGACAGCCAAGCGAGAGAGAAGUUAGCGUUGUACGUCUACGAGUACCUGCUCCACGUGGGAGCCCAGAAGUCCGCACAGACCUUCCUGUCAGAGAUUCGAUGGGAGAAAAACAUCACAUUAGGGGAGCCCCCAGGAUUCCUCCAUUCAUGGUGGUGUGUGUUCUGGGACCUGUACUGCGCCGCACCGGACCGAAGGGAGACGUGUGAACACUCCAGUGAGGCCAAAGCCUUCCAUGAUUACAGUGCAGCGGCGGCGCCAAGCCCGGUGAUGGGAAACAUGCCCCCCAACGACGGCAUGCCAGGGGGUCCCAUGCCACCAGGCUUCUUUCAGGGACCUCCAGGCUCACAGCAGUCCCCCCAUGCACAGCCCCCUCCCCACAACCCCAGCAACCCCAUGAUGGGACCCCAUGGCCAGCCCUUCAUGUCUCCUCGGUACCCCGGCGGCCCGAGACCGGCGCUCCGAAUGCCAAACCAGCCUCCCGGGGGGAUCCCUGGUUCCCAGCCCCUCCUGCCAAACAGUCUGGACCCCACAAGACCACAAGGACAUCCUAAUAUGGGCGGGCCAAUGAGAAUGAAUCCCCCAAGAGGAAUGGCCAUGGGACCACAGAACUACGGGGGCAUGCGGCCUCCUCCUAACUCCAUGGGCGGUCCCAUGCCAGGAAUGAACAUGGGCCCUGGAGGAAGAGGGCCGUGGCCGGGGCCUAACGCUAACUCUAUAGCCUAUUCUUCCUCAUCUCCCGGAAACUAUGUGGGGCCGCCAGGUGGGGGAGGGCCCCCAGGAACUCCCAUCAUGCCCAGCCCAGGUGACUCGACCAACUCCAGCGAAAAUAUCUACACUAUGAUGAACCCCAUCGGACCGGGAGGCAACAGACCCAACUUCCCCAUGGGGCCGGGGCCUGACGGGCCCAUGGGGGCCAUGGGCGCCAUGGAGCCGCACCACAUGAACGGAUCUCUAGGUUCUGGGGACAUGGACGGGCUGCCAAAGAACUCUCCUAACAACAUGGGCGGCAUGAACAACCCGCCGGGAACGCCGCGGGACGACGGCGAGAUGGGGGGGAACUUCUUGAACCCGUUCCAGAGUGAAAGUUAUUCACCCAACAUGACGAUGAGUGUGUGAUUUUUAUUCUCCUUCAUUUCUUUUCUUUGUGAUCCACGCCCGUUUAUUUUUUGUACCCCCCCCCCCCCCCCCCAACACACACACCUGAUUUUAACAUAUUUUCCCGCUUUGGAUGGACGCCGUACCGCCCCCCCCCCCCACACAUACACACAUACAAACACACCUUUACAACCCCCCCUGCCCCCCCCCACAACACUACGAUGGACCCCUUCCCUGGCCGAACUCUGCUGCCCGCACAGCCUUCUGGGAAAGCCCCAGUGCAUGCUGGGACUCUGAUGAAGACGCGGCCCCCCGCGGCGUGCAAGAUGUCCGCCGGCGGGAACAGGAAGUCCUCUCAGCUCCACAGGAAGAACCUGCUCUCUGACUCCUCCCCCCGCCUCCCUGACUUCCUGUCGGGGUCUGGACAAUGAGCGGGGGAAGGGCGAUCGAUGCAGAGAGAGAGAGAGAGAGAGAGAGAGAGAGAGAGAGAGGGAGGGAGAGAGAGUGGGGGGGGGAGGGAGGAGACUGAACCCUAAAGACCCCCAAAACAGAGGGGGGGAGGUGGGGGUGGGGGGGCUCUCAGCUAUGAUGUGACCCCAAGACUUUUAAAACCCUUUUUUUGCUGUCGCCCCUACGGAUUGAAUCGUGGGACAUCUGCGUAUGAGGUGCUCCACCGCCACCGCCUCCACCUUCUCCACCGCCUCCUCCUUCUCCACCACCUCCUCCUCCCUUGUCCCCACAUGGUUCUGUGUGUGUGUGUGUGUGUGUGUGUGUGUGUGUGUGUGUGUGUGUGUGUAUGUGUGUAAAUGUUUUUUAAACGUACGUUGUUGUGAUCAACAAACUUUCUUUUAUAUAUAAUUUCUUUUUCCUCACUGUAUGUAUUGUAUCAUUGCAAUUUUUGUUAUUGCAUUACUAUAAUUAUUAUUAAUUAUUAUAUUAUUAUUAAUAUUAUUGAUAUUGGUAUGAUCAUAAUCAUUUUAAGGCUAAGUUGCAGGUUUAGCUGUUUUCCGUUGGUUAGGGCACAUUAUCGUAAUGAAGACAGGGUACACGCACGCACGAAUGCACAUACAGGAAUAAUUUGUGUGGGUUUAGUUUAAAAUUACUUCAGAUAAUAACCUGUGGUCACAUCGUCUACAACAGUCGAGGUUCCUGCUCUGGAGCGAUGCUGCCCCCUUGUGGGGCCGGCCUGACAAAGCAAGUUGAACCUAUUACGGUACCGUCACUAAACCUUUCUUUCACCAUAGAUGGCUGUUUCACGGUCAACAUGGAGUUGCGUUUCUCGUUUUUAACUGCCUCUACUCUCAUUUGAGGUGGGAGAGGAAGCCUCUCCAUUUUCAUUUAUUUUAACCGUAUCCGCGUUUAGUUAAAACCCAGAGCUCUAUUUAUUUAUAUACCCUAAACUGUCAUGGGUCCGUGACACUCAUCUUCUCCGUUUCUAACCUCUCCAGAAACCUGUAGCAAACGUUGUAAAUAUGUCGGGACGUCUUUCUCGCCACCUCCUCUUCAGUGCAUCAUUUCUUUACGGAACUCUCUGUCCUGUCCUUCCGAAGCCCCGCCCCUUUUCCCCCGCUCUGACCACACCCACACCACUGCCAUCGCUGAUGCUGCCCGCACACUCAGGUUCACGUCCACACAUACACACUUCUGGUAUUUGCAAUGUUAUUUUAUUUUUUUAGUCUCAACACUGAGCUCUCGUGUGCGUCUGUGGGCUGUUACUCAUCGCGUCCUCACUGUGAUCCUCUCCCCGUGUUCAAGUGGGGUUUAAUUCACGCUCCCAACCAUACAAGUCUGUUUCUUUUCCUUUUUUCCCCCUUCUCGUGUCUUCAUUUGUUUUUCUGUGAGCCCUACCCAAGGAUUCAACGGUUCCCUUGUAUCGUAGCAAAUUGAAGCCGUCACGAUCCGUUGCCGUGGUGACUGUCGUGAGUGGCCCUCCCUCCCCCGCCUCCUUCUCUUUGGGUACCAUGUUAGCACACACACACACACACACACACACACACACACACACACACACACACACACACACACACAGUCGCAUGCCACCCACUCUUUCUUCUUUUUUAUACAACCUCUCCAUGAGUUAAUGAGUUUAUUUUGUUGUAAAUAGUGUAAAAUGCAUUUUGAUAUCAUUGACAUGUUUUGAUAUUUCCAAAAAGAAAAAAAACACGACUAAUAACAAUUGAUGGGCGAGUAAGGGGGGGGGGGGGGGGGGAAGCAAACUAAUAUCCUCGCAACAGUUGUGUUGGUUUGAAAGAGAGUAGCUUGUCUCCGCUCAGCUACACGGAGAUCGAUCACAGCUGCGGCUGCGGCCCUCCUCUGUCUCACCUCCACGUCCACACCGGGAUCACCCUCCUGGUCGACACGUUGUUCAGUCACAGGCCUCUGCUGUCACACAUGCUUUUGGGUUUGGGGGGGGGGGGGGGGGGGACCCUCUGUUUGGUGGUUGUUGUUGUUUUUCAGUUUUUUGAUAGAGCGCAAAAAACGGCCAAACUCGUGUUGACAAAGACUGUGGAGAGCAGAUGGCCUUCAUGUGCAGAACGAGAUGGUCUCCUCCUCCUCCUCCUUCUCUGUAGCUGGGACCCCUCUCUAACCCCCCCCCCCUGUCUAACAGCUGGGACCCCUCUAACCCCCCUGGGUAGGGCUCGGCUGAACCAUCACUAAAGAUACCAACGCUGUGGGCGGCGAGACUCAUUUGUACGACAUACAGUCAAAGGUAACAGCGAGGGGGCAGAUUUUACUAUGAAGGAUUGUUUUUAAAUCUAUUUAAACAAGCGUUUGUGUGUGUGGGGGGGGGGGGGGAGGAGGAGGAGGAGGGGCUGGGGACGAGAUGUGUUCAGAAAGACGAUGAUACAGGAGUUUCCUCACUACCUGUACUUUAAAAGCUGUUGUAUAAAGUACUCCUCUCCGUCUCUCUCUCUCUCUCGCUCGCUCCCUCAUCUUUCUGUCCUGUAAGUAACUCUUGUCACAUUGUUGAUCAUUUCUGUAUUUCUAUUGUGCUGAUGUAUAAAACUGUAAAACAUUCAGGGUGUGGGAGGGCUGGGGGCGGGGCUUCAGGAGGAAGUGGAGAGGUACGAGGUUCAAUAGGGAAAAGGAAAAAAAAAAAGUUUGUUUUGGAUUCUUGUUUCUUUGGGUUUGUCCCCCUCUACAAAGCAGUAUUGAUUGGGCGUUGGGUCCUGGUUAGGAGGGUGUUGGGCUUUGUAUCAUGUUAGGCUAGUUUCCCAUCAUAAAUGUCUUGUGUAGUAAAAACAGGUUGCUUCUUCGUACGUUUCUUUCUAUUGUAAAGUUUCUUUAGACGAAAAAAGUUCCUUAUUGAAAAAAAAAAACACGGUGGGAAAAAUUGCAUCAUAAAUGUAUUUUAUUUUUUAUUUUUCAUCAAUUUGUCAGUUGUUUUUGCCUGUGCCCCCCUUGUUGUAGAUACAUAUUAAAAACAAAUAAAAAUGACUUCACUCCUUUUUC
Gadus morhua (Atlantic cod) is the source of this 4841-nucleotide messenger RNA. RefSeq names its product LisH and SSDP domain-containing protein. The transcript is spliced from 18 exons. Bases 258 to 1409 code for a protein of 383 amino acids. Gene Ontology annotation, cellular component: nucleus. Gene Ontology annotation, biological process: positive regulation of transcription by RNA polymerase II. The record is from RefSeq and is a predicted model, not a curated record. NCBI's taxonomy places the organism in Eukaryota, Metazoa, Chordata, Actinopteri, Gadiformes, Gadidae. Gene Ontology annotation, molecular function: single-stranded DNA binding; protein binding.